CCUCUUCAGUGUUGGAUAUAAUACUGUUAUUAAUGUGGGCACUGUGUUCUUAAUGUAUACGAAGUAUACACCGGCAUUGCCUGACCAAUUUCCCUCACAUGGGUAAGUUGACUUGUAGUUGUGGUAAAAACACUUGCUAAACAUUCCUGCGCUGUGGAUCAAACCACACGAAUCACAAACGGACUUUUUGAUUACGAAGCGAACUCCAUAACCACAAGGCCACGCGCUAAAUCCCAAAAUUAAAGUUUUCCUUAAAAUACUUUGUGCAAACUUUAUGGCUAUUCUAGACUUAAGUUUUCAUAGCUAACUACAAUCCUGAGCGUAAAUUAUUGCAAAGGAAGGUGGGAUUUCAAAGCUCGCGGCCACAAGUAAUUGAGAAAGCCGUUUCUAAGUCAGUAACACGCAUUACUAACUUGUAAGCUCUCACGAUUUUAACAUUGUUCACAACGCACUCAAGACAUAAGACAACAUCUUGUGUGCUACGAAGCGAUUCAAUAAAUUUAAUUCCCUGCAAUUUCCGAAAAAUGGCGUGUAAUAAACGGACAACUCAAAUGGUCUAGGUGCAAGAAAUUAUACAAACUUUAAAACGACAUAGACGUCUAGACUACCUGUUUAUGUAAUUAAUUUCUUAAGAUGAAUUUGCUAAUUUUUUUUUUUUAUUUUCCAAGAAAGCUUGAUCUCUUCUUUCGGGGUCAGAAUUUGGAAGCUGGGGACAGUCCGUUGAAUAUUACCUCUGCGCCGUUUUCUUUCUGCGUCGUGUUGGGUCAGGUAAACAAAGACCAUCCUAUCACAUCUUAACUUCAUUCCCCUCAUUACUCAGCCUCGUCCCAACCCCACUUGUCUUGUCUGACAAUGGGGAAGGAGCUGUCUGCUUUAUCAAAAGUAUCACAUAAACUCCUGGGACCGAGAUGGCUUAUUACUAAUUUCUCCAGGCUUGUUUACUUUUGAUAAAGCUUAAAGAGAAGGAAUCUGGAUAGCUAAAAAGAAGUUUAUCCAGAUGAAAAUACGGAUUUAUAUAAAUAAUAAAUUAGCACCAUCUUGAGCAAGAAAUUUAACAGUUUAAGUAAAAGACACUAAUUGCGAAAAUACACAGUUUAAAAAUUUUUGUAGAGCCACAGAAUAGCAGUUUAUUGAAAAAAAAAAUAAUUACGUACAAUAUUUAGCUUUUAAAACUAUGACUACACUGUAGACAUUUUGUAUGACUGCGUAUUUUUAUAUUGGUCAUGAAAAAAUGUUCUGGUGAAUCAAAAGAAACAAACAUGUUGUUUGAGUGUUAAGAAGGGAAAAAGACAGAUAUCAAAUGUUGUUUUUCUUUUUCACACGAACGAACUCCUCGGAAUGAAAAUUUUAUGUAUUUUUCACACAAUAAUACUUUGCAACUCAUUUCUUAUGUCUUUUGUUUCAAUUCUUUCGUAAUCUUUUAUUAUUCUGUCUUGCUUGAUUUUUAUUUCUAUAUAAAUAUAUAUAUAUAUAUAUUCAUUGUAAUCCAUUUUAGUAUAAAAGCCAUUGAAAACUUUUAGGUGUAAUGAAAAAUAAGUAGGGGCAUAUAGUGUAAACAGAAAACAUAUGUAUCUUGUCUUGUGUCAAUAAUCUUAUGUUUGUUCUUCAUAAACUUAUACACUUAGGAUUUUCUUCAACUUCAGUGCAUAGGUAGAGCUUAUCAAAAUGUGGAAGAACGAUGCAAUUAUCAUCUGGAUCUUUACAUUUUUUAAACUGCUUGUUCAAACAGCUGGAAGAAAGGGUGUGAUCAUUGAGGGAGAUAUUAUAGUAACAAAAAAUGUUGCCAACAUUAUUCAGGAGUCACGUGGACAAAAUAGCGCAAAUAAAAGGAACGCAAUCAAAGCAGAUAUAUAUCGUUGGAAGGACGGAAUUAUACCGUACAUGAUAUCUCCUCAAAUUGAUGGACUAACCCGACAGUUGAUAUUAAGAGCUUUUGCUGAAUAUGAAAGAAUAUCAUGUAUCAAAUUUAUCAAAAAAGAAUUUUUAGACGGUUACGUUGAUUAUGUGAAAUUUAUUGCAGAUGAUGGUUGCUAUUCAGCUAUUGGUCGACAAGGUGGUAAACAAGAAAUAUCAUUGGGUGACGGUUGUAACACUUUUGGUCAUGUACUGCACGAACUAAUGCAUUGCAUUGGUUUCUUUCACGAGCAAAGUCGAUAUGAUCGCGAUUUAUAUGUGAAAAUACUUUGGUGGAAUAUUGCAGACGGUGCUUUCAAGAACUUCGCAAGUUACAGUCACGGCAAGGUGGACACACUAAAUGCGCCGUACGACAAACAUAGCAUACUUCACUAUGGCAACAAAGCGUUUACUAAAAAUGGUGGAAACACUGUGGAAUCACUUGAUAAUCCAAAUGAAGAGCUGGGAAAAGAGCAGCUGAGCAUAAUUGAUAUUUAUCAACUUAAUAAAUUGUAUGGAUGUUAUAAAGCUACUUGUUUUGAUAAGUACAAAAGCUGCGAGAAAAAAGCUAGAUCUGGUUGUUAUAAAGAUAUUAAAUUUUUUUCUGAGAUAUGUCCAAAAUCUUGUGGAUUAUGCUGAUCAGAUCCACAGAAAGCUAUCUCAGUUUUGACAUUCAAGAAUAUAUUAGCUAUUUAUUAUUUUUAUUAUAUGAUUGUAUCCAAAAUAGAUGUUAAAAUAAAAAUUAGCAAAUAAAAAUUAUCGAGAA
Hydractinia symbiolongicarpus is the source of this 2659-nucleotide messenger RNA. RefSeq names its product zinc metalloproteinase nas-13-like. Bases 1666 to 2532 code for a protein of 288 amino acids. The transcript has 6 exons. The record is from RefSeq and is a predicted model, not a curated record. Lineage: Eukaryota; Metazoa; Cnidaria; Hydrozoa; Anthoathecata; Hydractiniidae. Gene Ontology annotation, molecular function: metalloendopeptidase activity; zinc ion binding. Gene Ontology annotation, biological process: proteolysis.